ACGUCACCACAUGCACUUCCGGUCUGGGCGGAAGACAACAGUGGACUCACUGGGCUUCUAUGUGAAUGUCAGAAUAGCCUAACACAAGCUCGUAUUCUUGUUUUGGGCGCUUCGAGGGAACAAAGACGACCACGUCGACAUGUUUUCCUUCCACGUCUUCGACCACCCGAUGUCCCGUGGCUUCCAGAACCGCUUUUCCACUCAGUACCGAUGCUACUCUGUGUCGAUGCUGGCCGGUCCGAAUGACCGCUCCGACGUGGAGAAAGGAGGCAAAAUCAUAAUGCCACCUUCAGCGCUUGACCAGCUCAGCAGACUUAAUAUCACCUAUCCGAUGCUGUUCAAGCUGACUAACAAGAACUCAGACCGAAUGACGCACUGCGGCGUUCUCGAGUUUGUGGCAGAUGAGGGAAUCUGCUACCUGCCGCACUGGAUGAUGCAGAAUCUGCUGCUGGAGGAAGGUGGUCUGGUCCAGGUUGAGAGCGUUAACCUCAUGGUGGCCACCUACUCCAAGUUCCAGCCGCAGAGUCCUGACUUUUUGGACAUUACGAACCCCAAAGCAGUGCUGGAGAAUGCGUUGAGGAACUUUGCCUGCUUGACCACUGGUGAUGUCAUAGCCAUAAACUAUAAUGAAAAGAUUUAUGAGCUGCGAGUUAUGGAGACCAAACCAGACAGAGCGGUGUCCAUUAUUGAGUGUGACAUGAAUGUGGAUUUUGAUGCUCCGCUGGGAUACAAGGAGCCUGAACGCCGGUCUCACCAUCAGGAAGAACCGACCGAGGAGGAGGCAGAUCCAAGCACUUACGCCGAAAUGGACACACGAUUCAGAGCCUUCACUGGGUCUGGCAAUCGCUUGGAUGGUAAAACCAAAGGGAUCGAGCCCAGCCCUGCUCCUCUGGGCCCCAGCGACAUUAUAAGAGGUAUCCCCAACUACGAGUUCAAAAUUGGCCGAGUCACGUUCAUCCGAAACUCAAGGCCACUUCCAAGGAGAAUGCUUGAGGAUGUAAACAUUUCAGCGCAUUACAGUAUAAAUACACCAAGGGCCUGCAGUGACUACUGGAGUGAAUACAGACACUGCAAGAGCUUGUGGAAUCGUUUCCAUCACUACUACACUUAUGGUAGCUCUCCAUCUUGUCAGCAGUGGAAAGAGGACUACUACAACUGCCAAGCAUGCGAGAACAACACAAGCACUGAGGCAAAGGAAGCACUGCAGAGAAGUGAAAGGAACAGAGUAGCAGAACAGAGGAAGUUCCCCCCAGUGUGGGAGCUGAGACGAGACCCCCCCAGUGACUGGCACCUGCCCCUCAACCAUGAAAAACCUCAGGACUCUUAAACUGUCAAGGACAAAGGAUGCUGUAACUGACUGUAAAAGAAAUAAUGUACUGUAUAUACCACAACUGAGUUUUGAGUACUAAACACUUGGGAAUUUUACUUAGGUUAUUCCACAUUGCUGUUUUUCUGUACAAUAUGUAGCUCUGCAGUCCUUUAGACAAUAAUUUAAAAAAAAAAACAUUUAUUAAUCAAGAUAUGUCUAACAUCAUCAAAGGACACAUUUGCUUCAUAACUUGAAUUUAAAAAAAAGAUUUCGUGUUUUUUUGUUUUGUUUUAAGUAGAUACGCCAACACAGUCUGGCAACCCAGCUAACAGACGUGGUGGCCAUGUUGGGGAGGUAAGCCUUCCCAUCCAUCCUGGCAACAUUGGUCCUUUGGGUUUCUUGCUGUUCACAUACAUGGAAUGUGCAGACAAAUUUGACCUCCCUUUCUUAGUGUAUUCUCAUCUACGGGGUACACCCCGGACUGGUCAACAGCCACAGGGCACAUAGAGGCAUCGAUCCGACAGGCCAUCGGCACUCAAACGUUUAGGCUUUGCAGUUUUUGUAAGCACAUGAUUCCCUUGCCCACGUCUUACUAACAGUAGAGACAGUUUGUGAAGUUUUAUGGCCAUCACACUGCCCUAACGUGCAGUCCAAUUUACACCAUCCAUGGCAAGUUUCUCCCCUGCACCCGGAGGGUCGCUUGUUCGUGUGUCCCUGGGCAAGACACUUAACCCACACUGCCUACAAAUGAAUGCGGUUGGAUGUUCGGAGGUGCUUGGAGGGGCCGUAGGCAAUCACUGUGAAAUACUCUUCCCUGGCUCUGCGUGAGUCCUACUCUAGAAGUUUAGUGUAGUUUAUCAAGAACAGAUCCUGUUUUGAGAAACUUGCCAUUUACACUGUCAAAUACAACAAACAUUUACAGAUUUUCAUUUGUUUUAAACCGGCAUAUUUAUUGCAUCAUUAAAAAUGUUUUGUUGAUCUA
Molecule: messenger RNA, 2291 nt
Organism: Phycodurus eques (leafy seadragon)
Lineage: Eukaryota; Metazoa; Chordata; Actinopteri; Syngnathiformes; Syngnathidae
Product: ubiquitin recognition factor in ER-associated degradation protein 1
Exons: 13
Coding region: 140-1327 (395 amino acids)
Cellular component (GO): VCP-NPL4-UFD1 AAA ATPase complex
Molecular function (GO): polyubiquitin modification-dependent protein binding
Source: RefSeq, a predicted model, not a curated record